Eimeria mitis is the source of this 1221-nucleotide messenger RNA. Its product is annotated as met-10 domain-containing protein, putative. Gene Ontology annotation, biological process: tRNA N1-guanine methylation. The record is from RefSeq and is a predicted model, not a curated record. NCBI's taxonomy places the organism in Eukaryota, Apicomplexa, Conoidasida, Eucoccidiorida, Eimeriidae. The coding region runs from base 1 to 1221 and encodes 406 amino acids. Gene Ontology annotation, cellular component: cytoplasm. The transcript has 12 exons.
AUGCCCACGGGCUCUAAGGAAUCCGAUCUUGUCUUCGAGGUUGACUAUGCCAAGGCGUUUUGGAACUCCAGGCUCUCAUGUGAACGGCAGCGGAUCACGGCAACGAUCCCAGGGCAUGCAGUUGUCUUGGACGCGUUUGCCGGUGUUGGGGCAUUUGCUGUCUUCCUCGCCCGCAGAGGAAUGUGGCUCCUGAGUGAUCCGGCUGCCCGCAUUAACCGUUGUGCCAUUUCCCUGUCGUGGUUAGGAUUUUUUCAAGACCUCUGCGUUUCUGUGUUUGCUGCAGUGGACGCGUUUGCCGGCGUUGGGGCAUUUGCUGUCUUCCUCGCCCGCAGAGGCUGCGUCGUUGCUGCAAACGAUGGAAACCCCGCAUCUGCAGCCAACAUGCGAACGAACGUCAAGAGGAAUGGGGUCGCGAAUUUAGUAGAGGUACACAAUGAAGACGCUCGGGACUUCCUCCGCUCUCAGGGGCAGCCAGCGGCAAUCACUGCCCUCCUACAGAAGCGCAUGCAAGCAGGCGGAACCCCGCCCAAAGCGGAAGGCCCCGCUGCAAAGAGGAACGAGAACCACUCGGGACUUCCUCCGCUCUCAGGGGCAGCCAGCGGCAAUCACUGCCCUCCUACAGAAGCGCAUGCAAUCAGGCGGAACCCCGCCCAAAGCGGAAGGCCCCGCUGCAAAGAGGAACGAGAACCGAAAAGCAGCGGAGAUGUAUUUCCAGGGUUAUUGAGUGAAUCAGAGCCCCAGCCAAAGAGGCGCCGCCCCGAUGGAGAGGCGCUGAGCGACAACGCAGCAGCUGGGGAGACAACCCAGAUUUCUAAAUGGCGCGUACACUGUUACGCUUUUUGUAGGGACCCUAAGCCGGAGCAAGAGCUUAAGCCACGAGUUGAAGCUGCCCUUGGCUGUUGGCCGGAACCCGUGGAUAUUCAAGAGGUACGAGAUGUCGCUCCUCACAAACGGAUGUACUGUCUUGCCUUCGAUUUACCCCUUGCGUUUCUCCGCGGCGAAUGCAGCAGCAAGAGGUACGAGAUGUCGCUCCUCACAAACGGAUGUACUGUCUUGCCUUCGAUUUACCUCUUGCGUUUCUCCGUGGCGAAUGCAACAGCUGUACACGGCAGGCAGCGGUGGAGCCUUCACCUCAGCAAGGAACAGUACAGUAGCUCCCCCUUCUCCUGUUUCGUGCGCCUAAACAGAAGAGAGUUUCAAACGAAACUGCGGCCGGGAUAA